Chiloscyllium plagiosum (whitespotted bambooshark) is the source of this 2052-nucleotide messenger RNA. RefSeq names its product dehydrogenase/reductase (SDR family) member 7 (gene dhrs7). The record is from RefSeq and is a predicted model, not a curated record. Gene Ontology annotation, molecular function: oxidoreductase activity. NCBI's taxonomy places the organism in Eukaryota, Metazoa, Chordata, Chondrichthyes, Orectolobiformes, Hemiscylliidae.
AUCGCAGCCUCGAGCUUCCCGCAAGGUUUGAAUUUCGCGGGCUGGAACCGGUGGAUCAGGUCCCGGAUGUAAUGUUGAUCGAACUGAAGAUUUUGUUCGUUGACGUUGCCGUGAAGCGCCGAGGGACCUUCUGAUAAGUUGAAUGUAUGAUCUCAGCGACAAUGGAUCUCUUAUCAUUACUGUAUUACUGUCUAGUGAUUUACGUGAUCGUGCAGUUUAUUCGGUUCUUGAGAGCUGAUGGAGAUUUGACAUUGUUAUGGUGUGAAUGUUUUGGAAACAAGCCAGAAGACAAACUCUACAAGAAAGUGGUAUGGAUAACGGGGGCCUCUUCUGGAAUUGGAGAGGAGCUGGCAUAUCAACUAGCAAAAUUAGGAGCUUUUUUGGUGCUAUCUGCUAGGAGAGUUGCUGAACUGGAACGAGUUAAACAAAACUGCCUUGAUCAUAGCAAGCUACGAGUAAAGGACAUUCUUGUUCUGCUACUUGACCUGAAUGUAAGCAGUUCCCACAAGGAUGCGACAAAAAGUGUUAUCCAGUACUUUGGUAAAAUUGACAUUUUGAUCAACAAUGCUGGUCGUUCCCAACGCUCCUUAUUCCUGGACACCAACCUUGAUGUCUAUGAAGCCAUAAUGCACCUGAACUUCCUUGGUACAAUCUCGCUGACCAAAUGUGUGCUACCUUACAUGAUAAAGCAGGAGAAAGGACAAAUAAUCACUGUCAGUAGUUUGGCAGGUCUUGUUGCUGCCCCUAUUUCUACAGGUUAUGCAAGUAGUAAACAUGCUCUUCAGGGAUUUUUUAAUUCCCUUCGACCAGAGCUUGCGAACUACCCAGGGAUUAUAAUUAGCACUGUUUGUCCAGGACUGGUCCACUCUAAUAUUGUGAAAAAUGCAUUUACCGAAGAGAUAAAUAAGCCUAUAUCUGACAACUCUGCACAAACCUGCAAAAUGUCCACUGCACGCUGUGUCCAGCUGAUGCUAGUUGGUAUGGCAAAUGAAUUAAAGGAAAUGUGGAUUUCUGGGCAGCCACUUCUGCUUUAUGUUUAUUUGUGGCAGUAUGCUCCCACCUUGGCCUGGUUAGUUGCAAACAAGAUGUCUGUGAAAAGAAUAAAAAACCUGAAAAGUGGACUGGAUGCUGAUGUAUCUUAUUUUGGAGAUUUAAAGAUUAAAGCAGCUUGAAACUGUAGCCAUUGUACUGGUGGAGAAGGUGAAAGUUUGGAACAUUUUAAUCGUCUGGUAGUAUGGAACUUAUGAAAAAGAUUUUUUUUUGGUCUUGGACUUAUCAUGAUAUUUUACAAGAAUACCAAUGUAAAGGGAACAACAUUUUAUACUGUUUGAGAAGAGUGCUGAUUAAUGGAGGCAUUGCCGUAGAGACUAUCAUUUCAUUGAAUGACAGUUAACUGCCGAGCUUUAAUUUUGAAUUGGGAAGUUCAACUGUGAAGGCAAUGCCCAACUGACUUGCCUAUUUAAAGUUGAAGCAAAUGCAAUGUCUGUACAUGUCUUUCUGCCGGCAAGGGUCAGGGCCCUGUCUACUAAUAGUGCCCAGUUUAUCCCCAAGUGCCCUUCAAAGGUAAGAUAUCUCCAAAUUGAGCAAAGGUAAAGGUAGCUAUUUCAUGCUACUUUGCAGUAUUUUUCAAUGGGUGCUUUAACAGGAUUUUUUUUUCAGCCAUACUUGCUGAUGGUUUUGAUUUAAAUUAAACCUUUGUUACAAUCUAACAUCAUUUUCAUACACUGUUUGUUUAAAUUUAAUACUUGUGCUUACACGUUGGUUUUUACUCUUUUGAGUCAUGGAACAUGGUAAAAGGUAUAAUGGUCAUCUCUCUUUACAUCAAUGCAUGACAUGUUAUCUCUGUUCUGUGCAGUUAAACCACCAGCAAAAUCCUAUAUGUUUUUCCUCAUUUCUCUAAUAAAGGAAUACUAACAUAUCAUCUUUGAAUAUUUACAAAGCACACUUAGUUGGUUUGAUGACCAGAUUGGUUCUAAGCUUCACUAUAGCCUAGUGGCUAGAUGGGGGUUUUAAAAAAAGCCAUGCUUCCUCAUCUUAUGACUUAAUAACACC